Scomber scombrus (Atlantic mackerel) is the source of this 1353-nucleotide messenger RNA. Its product is annotated as growth arrest and DNA damage-inducible protein GADD45 beta-like. Gene Ontology annotation, cellular component: nucleus; cytoplasm. The transcript has 4 exons. The record is from RefSeq and is a predicted model, not a curated record. NCBI's taxonomy places the organism in Eukaryota, Metazoa, Chordata, Actinopteri, Scombriformes, Scombridae. Gene Ontology annotation, biological process: regulation of cell cycle. Bases 259 to 741 code for a protein of 160 amino acids.
GAGAGCGAGCUGCCGGGCUCGGUCACGCCCGCUGCGGAGGACAGAAUAAAAGCGCGUGACUGAGAUCUCGCAGCACAGAUCUGCCUGGACGCACAGACUCACUGCACGCGCUCUCUCUGCUGCACCGGGACCGGAUCUUUGAUACCGAGCUGGAUUACCGUUUCACUGGGACUUUAUCACUCCGGGACUUUAGCAGCCUCUCAGCUGUGGAUCUUAUUUCUUAUCCUGGAUCUAGUGGAUUAUUUUACUGACUUCAACAUGACUCUGGAGGAAGUCAUCGGAUCCAAUAGCACCGAGAAAAAGAUGGAGACGGUGAGUCAGGCUCUGGAGGAGCUGCUGGUCGCUGCUCAGAAACAGGACUGUCUCACGGUGGGAGUCUACGAGUCCGCCAAGCUCAUGAAUGUAGAUCCAGACAGUGUGGUUCUGUGUGUUCUGGCUACAGAUGAGGAAGAUGAAGGAGACAUCGCGCUGCAGAUCCACUUCACUCUUCUUCAGGCUUUCUGCUGCGACAACGACAUCAACAUCCUGCGCGUCUCCGGCAUGCGGCGCCUCGCUCAGCUGCUGGAGGACGACGUUACCGACGGCAACGGCAACGAGCCCCGUGACCUGCACUGCAUCCUGGUCACCAACCCCCCGGUGCAGCCGCUACAGUGCCAGGCCCUGCAGGACGUCGGCAGCUUCUGUGAGGAGAGCCGCUGCAGGAACCAAUGGGUUCCGAGUCUGGAGCUGACGGCUCGCUGAGCAGAACCGAGCUGAGCCGAGUCAGACCGCUGCGGAGCGGAGAGAAGAAGUGGAAACAGUCCAAACAGCCGCCUCGUGCAGAAGAGGACUAACGGUGUUUGAGUGAUGAGGGAACCGGAACCGAAUAGAACCGGCCGGAACCGAACAGAACCGGAACCGACCGGACCAGAACCGACCGGCCUCUCAGCCUGAUGUGAUUGGUUAGCGCGGUGCGUGAGCUGCCGGUGCCUGGCGGUUUGUGGAGGCGCGUGCAGGACGGUCCUGCAGAGACUUUGGGGGCGGAGCUACUGUCAUGUGACUGGCGGCAGCUGUCAUGUGACUGGCGGCAGCUGUCAUGUGACUGGCAGCAGCCGUCAUGUGACUGGCGGCAGCCGUCAUGUGACUGGCGGCAGCUGGAUGAAGUGAACAGCUGUGUGCAGGUGAAGCAGAUGUUCGCUCACCUGUCUGCACAAUGAACUGAACAAAGCUACGGAGCAGUGAUGUCAUAUCCUGUUGUUUUAUUGUUAUGAUGAUGUCAUGAAGUCACACACUGACCUGAUUAUUUAAUAUGAAGAGUUCUAAUAUAAAGCUGAUCACAUGUUUAUUGAUAUGAUGAAUAAAUUAUUGAUGGAA